Messenger RNA from Lasiodiplodia theobromae, 774 nucleotides. RefSeq names its product BTB/POZ domain containing protein. The record is from RefSeq and is a predicted model, not a curated record. Bases 1 to 774 code for a protein of 257 amino acids. The transcript has 3 exons. NCBI's taxonomy places the organism in Eukaryota, Fungi, Ascomycota, Dothideomycetes, Botryosphaeriales, Botryosphaeriaceae. Gene Ontology annotation, molecular function: protein binding.
AUGCCUUCCAAAGAUGUGAGCUCGACGCUGCGUGUCAGCCUGAAAGAGCACUUCGAUACCGGACUCUACAGCGACCUUCGCAUCAAGGACAGAAACGGCCAUGAGUACGCCGUCCACCGCAACAUCGUCUGUGGACAGAGCCCUGUCCUCGCCAACGCCUGCAAAACCGAGCAUGGUUUCAAGGAAGCUCAGACCGGCGUCAUUGACCUCGAACACGACGAUCCCGAUGCCGUAAAGGCCAUGCUUGAAUUCAUGUACACCGGCUCUUACAAGACUGAGGGUGACGAGAUUGGUAUAACGCAAAUCGCCCGCAUCUACGCGCUCGGCGAGAUGUACUGCGUGUCAGAACUCAAGGAGGUUGCCGCGACCCAGUUCAAAGAGCUCUCGUCUACCUGCUGGAGCCAUUUCGACUUCGCCAACGCCGUCAAGAUCAUCUAUGAGUCGAUUCCGAGUGGCAGCGGCGUGUGCACUAUCCGUGAGAUGGCUGUGAGUGUCAUUGUUGAGCACUACAUUGCCUUGCUCGACAAGCCUGAGUUCCAGACCAUCCUGGAAGAUUUCGGCGCGCUGGGGAUGGAUGUUCUACGUGUUAUGGCGAGCCACAAAGUCGAAGUGCCCAAGAAGCCCAAGAAGUACAUUUGCCCUGGCAGCCGUAAAAAAAAGAAUCACAUGGUUACUCCAGGCUAUGACUUGGAUAAAAGGUCGGGGUACUACUGCUGCGAAAUUUGUGGAACGGACUACUCUUGCUAUUCCUUCCAACUUGUCGAGGAAAACUGA